CGCACCAAGAGACGAGUCUUGCUCUUCCAAGUUUAGAGAUAUCGUCAUGCCACCCACGCGUCGCGCACCCCCUGGCAAAGCCCGCCCGCCUACAAAACGCCCGUCCAAGCUUGCGAAAGAGAAUGGAUUGACGGCCGACCAAGAAGCGGAGAUACGUGAAGCCUUUGGACUCUUUGCUGUGCACCAUCCGGAUCAUGAGGACUCAAAAGAGGGCGUACUGCGCAAGGACGAUGUGCGCCGGUGUUUGAUCUCGUUGAACCUCCCACCCAGCAAGUCGGACGUAUCGUCUAUUCUCUCCACAAUCGAUCCGCUCGAUACGGGAUUUGUAGAGUUCAUCCCGUUCCUUUCCUACGCCGCGAUCGCGAUGCAUACAAAGGAACAAGGAUCUGAUGAAGAGGAUGAGUAUGAGGAGUUUCGGGAAGAGAGCAAUGCAGAGGAAGUAAGCGCAGCGUACAGGCUCUUCACACACGGCGGCACGGGACCGAUUACUCUUGCGCAUCUGAAGAGGGUGGCCAAAGAGCUAAGAGAGGAUGUGCCAGACGACGUCUUGAAGGAUAUGAUCCUCGAAGCAAAUGGCGGGGUCAAGGGCAAAGGAAGGGAUGUUGGAGGUGUGAGCCUCGAGGACUUCGAGAGCGUGAUGAAGAGAGCUGGGCUUUCGUUUGGAUGAAGUGAUGGAUUUGAGAAACACAGGCCAACCUGCCCACAUGUCUAACGUCCUUGUUGACCGCUUGUCUUACGACAAGUCGAAGUCCGCUGUUUAUGGAGCGCGACAAAGAGUCUUUUGUAAGGGCAUUCGAGUCUCACGCACUCUCCAUUCGGAACUGGUAAAGCCUGAAUCGCAACCCAGUCCUUCGCGCGAUCUGGAGUGGCCCGCAACGAGUUGCCGUGGAAUUUGGUGGAACUCGCGCGAUCUAGGAAGAAGAGUCGAUAGAUACGUCAUGAUAUUUAAGUUAUGCAAUCCUCUC
This is a messenger RNA of Cucurbitaria berberidis CBS 394.84, 965 nucleotides long. RefSeq names its product EF-hand. The record is from RefSeq and is a predicted model, not a curated record. The transcript has 3 exons. The coding region runs from base 47 to 667 and encodes 206 amino acids. Lineage: Eukaryota; Fungi; Ascomycota; Dothideomycetes; Pleosporales; Cucurbitariaceae.